This is a messenger RNA of Cyclopterus lumpus (lumpfish), 1362 nucleotides long. RefSeq names its product gastrula zinc finger protein XlCGF57.1-like. Gene Ontology annotation, molecular function: DNA-binding transcription factor activity, RNA polymerase II-specific; RNA polymerase II cis-regulatory region sequence-specific DNA binding. Bases 1 to 1362 code for a protein of 453 amino acids. Gene Ontology annotation, biological process: regulation of transcription by RNA polymerase II. Lineage: Eukaryota; Metazoa; Chordata; Actinopteri; Perciformes; Cyclopteridae. The transcript has 2 exons. Gene Ontology annotation, cellular component: nucleus. The record is from RefSeq and is a predicted model, not a curated record.
AUGAGAAUCCACACAGGAGAGAAACCAUGUGGUUGUGAUGUUUGUGGGAAGAGAUUUACAGAACAGGGAACGCUGAAGGCACACAUAAGAGUCCACACAGGAGAGAAACCAUUUAGUUGUGAUGUUUGUGGAAAAAGAUUUACAUCACAGGGAACGCUGAAGAAACACAUGAAAAUCCACACAGGAGAAAAACCAUUUAGUUGUGAUGUUUGUGGAAAAAGAUUUACACGUCAGGGACAUCUGAAGACACACAUGAGACUCCACACAGAAGAAAAACCAUUUGGUUGUGAUGUUUGUGGGAAAAGAUUUACAGCACAGGGAAGUGUGAAGACACACAUGAGAUUCCACACAGGAGAAAAACCAUUUGGUUGUGAUGUUUGUGGAAAAAGAUUUACAGCACAGGGAAGUGUGAAGACACACAUGAGAUUCCACACAGGAGAAAAACCAUUUAGUUGUGAUGUUUGUGGGAAAAGAUUUACAGCACAGGGAAGGCUGAAUAGACACAUGAGAAUCCACACAGGAGAGAAACCAUUUGGUUGUGAUGUUUGUGGAAAAAGAUUUACACAUCAGGGAUAUCUGAAGACACACAUGAGACUCCACACAGGAGAGAAACCAUUUGGUUGUGAUGUUUGUGGGAAGAGAUUUACAGAACAGGGAACGCUGAAGAGACACAUAAGAGUCCACACAGGAGAGAAACCAUUUGGUUGUGAUGUUUGUGGGAAAAGAUUUACAGAACAGGGAAGUGUGAAGACACACAUGAGACUCCACACAGAAGAGAAACCAUUUGGUUGUGAUGUUUGUGGGAAAAGAUUCAAUCAACAGGGAUAUCUGAAGACACACAUGAGACUCCACACAGGAGACAAACCAUUUGGUUGUGAUGUUUGUGGGAAAAGAUUCAAUCGACAGGGAUAUCUGAAGACACACAUGAGACUCCACACAGGAGAGAAACCAUUUGGUUGUGAUGUUUGUGGGAAAAGAUUCAAACAACAGGGACAUCUGAAGACACAUAUGAUAGUCCACACAGGAGAGACACCAUUUGGUUGUGAUGUUUGUGGGAAAAGAUUUACAGCACAGGGAAGUCUGAAGGCACACAUGAUAAUCCACACAGGAGAGAAACCAUUUGGUUGUGAUGUUUGUGGGAAAAGAUUUACAGCACAGGGGACGCUGAAGAAACACAUGGGAGUCCACACAGGAGAGAAACCAUUUGGUUGUGAUGUUUGUGGGAAAACAGUUACAUCACAGGGAAGUCUGAAUAGACACAUGAGACUCCACACAGGAGAGAAACCAUUUGGUUGUGAUGUUUGUGGGAAAAGAUUUACAUCACAGGGAAGUCUGAAGGCACACAUGAGAGAAACCAUUUAG